UACACCUCAUUUUACCCCAUCGACGUUGCAGAGCUAAAACCCUACCUAAAUCUCCGAUUUCUACUUUCGUUCUCAAUCAUGGGUAGCCAACAAGCGGUUUCAUUUCUCACCAGCAUUGCUCGGGCCGCUUUCGGCUUCGGAGUUGGCGCGACGGUGCUUAAUUCCGCGAUGUACACUGUCGACGGCGGCCAACGCGCCGUGCUUUUUGAUCGGUUCCGUGGUGUGAUCGACGAGACUGUCGGCGAGGGGACACACUUUCUGGUCCCGUGGCUACAGAAGCCGUUCAUCUUUGAUAUCCGCACAAGGCCACACACUUUCUCGUCAAUCUCUGGAACAAAGGAUUUGCAGAUGGUUAAUCUCACCCUCCGGGUCCUAUCCCGCCCCGAGGUCGGCCAUCUCGCUAAUAUUUUCAAGACAUUGGGGUUAGAGUAUGACGAGAAGGUGCUUCCCUCGAUCGGCAACGAGGUUCUUAAAUCCGUGGUCGCUCAGUUUAAUGCCGAUCAGCUACUGACGGAGCGCCCCCACGUGUCUGCUUUGGUUCGGGAGAGCUUGAUUCGCCGAGCUGAGGAUUUUGACAUUGUGCUCGAUGAUGUCGCUAUAACGCAUUUGUCUUAUGGUGCGGAGUUCUCCAAAGCCGUUGAACAAAAGCAGGUUGCUCAGCAGGAAGCGGAGCGGUCCAAGUUUGUUGUGAUGAAGGCUGAACAAGAGCGGAGAGCCGCAAUUAUUCGAGCGGAAGGUGAGAGUGAGUCUGCUAAACUCAUUUCAGAUGCUACUUCUGCUGCCGGCAUGGGUUUAAUAGAGCUCAGGAGGAUCGAGGCCUCGAAGGAGAUCGCAUCCACCUUGGCCAAGACUCCUAAUGUUCAGUACCUUCCUAAAGGCAACAACCUUCUCCUUGGUCUCCAAAAUCGUUAAGCAGGACUUGUAUUGGCGAACAGGUAGCUUUCUCAGUUGGUGCUGAUAUACUGAUUGGACAUUGUGCAUUCUUUCUAUUUGGAAUGAUUCUUUUGCAGCUUUCUCAUUUGAUUCUAUUUUUCUUUAGUUUUAUUUUUAGUUGCAAAUAGAGAGCACCUAGGUGUUUGCUUACAAACAGCUUAUUUUCUUUUGAUAAGCAAACAAUUUACAAUAAGGUGCUGCUUACAAACAAUUUACACGAUGUUUUUCUUCUUUCGAUAAGAAAACAAUCUAUAAUAACUAGCCAGCUAGUUUACUAGUGAACCCACACUGAUCUGUAGCAGCAUUUUCAUCAAUUCAGAAAUUUUUUGUUACCA
This is a messenger RNA of Ipomoea triloba (trilobed morning glory), 1268 nucleotides long. Its product is annotated as prohibitin-3, mitochondrial-like. Gene Ontology annotation, cellular component: membrane; mitochondrion. The record is from RefSeq and is a predicted model, not a curated record. The coding region runs from base 79 to 912 and encodes 277 amino acids. The transcript is spliced from 2 exons. NCBI's taxonomy places the organism in Eukaryota, Viridiplantae, Streptophyta, Magnoliopsida, Solanales, Convolvulaceae. Gene Ontology annotation, biological process: mitochondrion organization.